This is a messenger RNA of Lasiosphaeria miniovina, 1044 nucleotides long. RefSeq lists its product as uncharacterized. The transcript has a single exon. The record is from RefSeq and is a predicted model, not a curated record. Lineage: Eukaryota; Fungi; Ascomycota; Sordariomycetes; Sordariales; Lasiosphaeriaceae. Bases 95 to 970 code for a protein of 291 amino acids.
GCAAUCACGAGCCAGGUUGUUACGAAGUUUUCAAACCGACCACACAAGUCUUUGAGCCAUGUACUAAUAUGUCCAAGGCCAGACGAGUAUACAAAUGUACCGGCAUUUGCUGAGGAAUUGGAAACUUGAUGGGACGAGCUCUUUGAAUUGCCGGGGUAGACUGUGGAAGUGCCAACACGCCGCUAGGGAACAAAGAAUCCUCGGGCAUUACCGUAUGUAUGCGUCAACCAUCUUGUCUCUCAGACGUCGAGAUCCACACAACCGACCCAGUGGCUUCCAGUGUCUAGCGAAACUAUCACGUCACAGCCGUGUUGUCUUGUUGUCUCGAGGGCCACUUGUGAAUGGAGACUACUACCUAGGUAGGUACACUGCCUUACCUAAGGCGAGGCUAUCUCUUUCCAUCUCGCCUUCUGGCAUCACGGGGAAGCGGCCACAUCUAUGUCGGACGUGUUUCAAACACUCGCAGCUUGCCCAUGGGGAAGGAAAAAUACCCACCCUUACCCACCUCCUUACUCGGUCGCAUCCGGCACAAUGGGACUCGGGGCAUCUCCAUCUCGUACCUAAGGAAGCUGCCCUGGGGCGCCGGCCCUUCUGUUCCUUCUCUCCGCUUGCGGACACUGGCAAGAGCAAGGCAAGCAGCCUGGCUGACGCCAUCAGCCAUCAGCCAUCCCGUCCUUCCCUCCCGUCACCAACCGAAUCCACACUUAUGGCAGGAGUCAUGACCUGGCCCGUCCUUUUUGUCAGCUGCAUGGCUACGGUGCUGAGUCCAUCGCUCUUAGCGCAUGUUGCUUGUCUUGGCCGGGCGAGUGACCUCAGUUUCUCUCAUUCCUCUUAUGGCUUGAAUGCCAUAUUAUCCUCCCUCUGUCGACGGAUUCAGCGGUCCACGCCCUCAAACGUCGUCGGAAUAGAUGUUCUACAAGAAAAUUCACCGCCGGUGGGCGGACGCGAACGCUGCCCUGGCAGCUGCUAGCUUGCUGGCCAUCUCGCAGCUCGGCGCAGCUUACAUGCUUGAUCUGAGCUCAGCCGGUGAGCUUUUAUGAUAAU